Messenger RNA from Falco peregrinus (peregrine falcon), 3722 nucleotides. RefSeq names its product WAP, follistatin/kazal, immunoglobulin, kunitz and netrin domain containing 1 (gene WFIKKN1). The record is from RefSeq and is a predicted model, not a curated record. Gene Ontology annotation, cellular component: extracellular region. Gene Ontology annotation, molecular function: serine-type endopeptidase inhibitor activity; transforming growth factor beta binding; receptor antagonist activity. Gene Ontology annotation, biological process: negative regulation of transforming growth factor beta receptor signaling pathway. Lineage: Eukaryota; Metazoa; Chordata; Aves; Falconiformes; Falconidae.
UUGCCCCCUCCAGCAUCUGCCUCUUCCCCUGCCCCGUUCAUGACCCUGCAGAGGGGAAGCUGGAGGUGCUGCACCGCCCCCCGGGCCAGAACCCCCACAGGUGGGUGUGCUGUUCCGCAGGAGCCUGCAGCCCCCCUUGCCCCCCCAGCGCCAGUGCUGGAAGAGUUAACGCUCCCGAAAUGCCAUGAAGUGUCCCUGCUGCGGGUCAGUGUCCGACAGGGGUUGGGGGUCUGGCCGGGGGGGGCGGCCGUGGGGUGAGGUGGGGGCAUGGCCCUGCUGUCCUCCCUCCCAGCUCAGCACCAGCCAGCCUGGCCCUCACUCGGGGGGGGGGGGGGCAGGGCUGUGGUCCAGUCCCACUGGCCUCGCUGGGCUGGCAGCGUGGGUCACUUGAUUUCGGUCAUCUUUUAAAAACGUGGUUCUAAAAUCCCACCAAUUCUGGGCUCUGACCAGAUGGUCUCAGAUUUGUUUCUCUUAAAAAAAAAAAAAACCAAAAAAAACCCCAAACCCAAACCUUUCUUCCCUUUCAUGUGCAAUUUUCAAUUUUGGCUAGAAAUUGCUGUGCCCACCACUCCUCCAGGUCAAUGGGAACAAAGUCUGAAAGAGAGGGGAGGGAGAGAGGAGAGCAUAGGCAGAGCAGCUGGAGCAGAGCUCUGGGUGCUCCCCGACCCAACCAUUUGCCACUGGGAAACAACAAAGACACCCCAAGAUUUCCCCCACCCCUGUGCCCUGUCCCCAGAAGGCCAGGCUGGGUUUGCAGGGUCCUUCUCUUCUUGGGGACUUCUCAGCCACCGCAGCACCCCCCAGGCCGCAUUUGUGGCCCCCGCUCAGCUCCGUCUCAGUGUCCCCAUCCCCGCUGGGCUCCAGCUUGGUCCUGCUCGGCCCCAGGAGAGGCAGGUCCCCACAGCGGGACCCGGGGGGCUACUCUGCAGCAUGAUGCUGAAACCACCUUGGUGGGGGGCACCCACCCCGCCAGCCCAGCUGGGGGCCUGCGCUGGGCAGCGGCACCCCGGGGUGCUGGCUGGGGAGGGGGGUGGGGUGGGUGCCUGGGCCGCGGGGUGCCCAGCGGCGCGGGGGGGUCCCCGGUACCCCCACCGUGGGCUCCACGUGUCUCCCGAGGGGACCGAGGCUCUGGCUGUUCUCUCAUUCUGCAGGAAUUCAGCUCCGUGGGCCGGGCGGUUUUUUUUUUCUUUCUUUUUUUUUUUUUUUUUUUUUUUUUUUUUUUUUUGUGUCUGUGUGUGUCCGCCGCCCGCCCCCCCUUCCACUCUCCUCUCCGGAGCGUUCCUGCAUUGUGCUUUGAUCCCCCCCCCCGUGCCUGCCCAGCUCAGGCUGGCCGGGGUUAGAGGCUGAGGUCAGCGCCUUUCCCAUUCCAAACACCCAGAAACAUCACUGGGAAGGGAGGGACUCAGAUUACAACCUCCCCGGCCUCCCCUUCCACCCCGCUCACCCCGCUCGCCCAGCCGGGGGGGGCCGAGCCCCCCCGGGACGCCGCUGCCACCGUGCCCCGGGCGGCGGCGAUGGCUGGGGGCGGCGGGCGGCAUCGCCGGCGGGCGCGGGGCGUGCUGGAGGGCAGCGGGCUGGUCCUCUCCUCCUCCUCCUCCUCUUUGUCCCCCGCUCGCCCGCCUUCUCCCUCGUCCCCUCCAUCCUGAAUGGGAUUUAUCCCAAGCCCUCGCCAGCGCGCCAGGCCGGCGGCGGGGGGCGGCCAGAUGCCGCCUCGCCGGGACCGCGGCCGCCCGGGCCGGGGCCAGCGGGCGGGUGGGCGGCAGCGGGGCCCGGUGGGCAUCGCGCUGCUGCUGCCCUGGCUGGCGGCGGCGGCCGGACUGAGCCUGCGGCCGGGCGGGACGCGGCACCUGGGGGUCUGCCCCAACCAGCUGAACCCCAACCUGUGGGUGGACGCGCAGAGCACCUGCGAGCGGGAGUGCCAGGCCGACCAGGACUGUGAAGGCUUCGAGAAAUGCUGCACCAACGUGUGCGGGCUGCGGAGCUGCGUGGCUGCCCGCUUUGCUGACGGCAGCCUGCCAGCACUGGCGCUGGCACCAGCAGCCUCGUGCGAGAGCUUUGUGUGCGCGCAGCAGGGCUCCGACUGCGACAUCUGGGACGGGCAGCCCGUCUGCAAGUGCAAGGACCGCUGUGAGAAGGAGCCCAACUUCACCUGUGCCUCCGACGGCCUCACCUACUACAACAAGUGCUACAUGGACGCCGAGGCGUGCCUGCGCGGCACCCGCCUCACCACCGUCCCCUGCAAGCACAUCUUCACCUGGCCCGACACCAGCCCCGUGCCGCAGGAGACGACGGCGCGCCCCACACCGGGAGCCGGCCCCGAGGUGCCGGUGCCCCCCGCCCUCUACAGCAACCCCUUCCACCAGUCGGUGCGUGCCGGUGGCACCGUCAGCUUCCGCUGCGACGUCAGCGGCCGCCCGCGGCCGGACAUCACCUGGGAGAAGCAGAGCGAGCGGGAGGAGAACUUCAUCAUGCGGCCAGACCAGAUGUAUGGCAACGUGGUGGUCACCAACAUCGGCCAGCUGGUCAUCUACAAUGCCCGCCACGAGGACGCCGGCAUCUACACCUGCACGGCCAGGAACGCCGCUGGGCUGCUCCGCGCCGACUUCCCGCUGUCGGUGGUCAGGCGGGAGCCCGGGGGGACCCCGCGGGCCGGCAGCCCCCAGCCCUUCCCCAGCGCCGAGUGCCUGAAGGAGCCGGACCGGCGGCGGUGCGAGGCCCUGGAGGUGCGCUGGCACUUCGAUGCCAAGCAGGGCUCCUGCCUCACCUUCCGCUACGGGGGCUGCGGGGCCAACAGAAACCAUUUUGAGACCUACGAGGAGUGCCGGGCUGCCUGCUUGGGCAGCGCCCGUCCCACCUGCCUGCUGCCCAUGGUGCAGGGUCCCUGCCAGAACUGGGAGCCCCGCUGGGCGUACAACCACCUGCUGAAGCAGUGCCACUCCUUCGUCUACGGCGGCUGCGAGGGCAACACCAACAACUUUGAGAGCAAGGAGACCUGUGAGGACGUCUGCCCCUUCCCCAAGAGCCUGCAGUGCAAGGCCUGCCGCCUGAAGAGCAAGAUGGUGCUGAGCCUCUGCCGCAGCGACUUCGCCAUCGUGGGCCGGCUGAUGGAGAUCGUGGAGGACCAGGACUCCGGCAUCGCCCGCUUCGCCCUCGAGGAUGUCCUCAAGGAUGAGAAGAUGGGCCUCAAGUUCUUCAACAUCAAGUACCUGGAGGUGACCUUGACUGACAUGGACUGGAGCUGCCCCUGCCCCAACAUGACGGCGGAGGAUGGGCCGCUUAUCAUCAUGGGCGAGGUGCACGAUGGCAUGGCCACGCUGGACCCCAGCAGCUACGUCCGGGCGGCCAACGACAAGCGGGUGAAGAAGAUCUAUGAGCUGAUGGAGAAGAAAACCUGCGACCUCCUGAACCGCUUCCAGGACUAGGGGAGAGCUGGGACGUGCCCACGUGGGGAGUGGCAGCCCCACUGUGGAGGGGGGCAGCCUGGGGGAGCCCCCACACCAGUGCUUGUUUCUAGGGGUUACCACCAUCAUGUAGUUCCCCCUAGUAGAGCCCCAGCCCAGCUCCCACCUCCCCUGUAAUUUAUCUGCGCAUGCCUCCCCCCUGUGUACCACCCCAGCCCAGCCAGCAGCAAUAAAGGACUGGGUUGGGUUGCAGAGGGGUGGGAGGUCUGCCAGGACCCCCCACCCAUAAAAACCUUCCCACCACUCCAAAGCCUCUGGGCC